GCCAGUUUGUUUUAGAACUGUAAAAAGGAAGGUAUCAUGGCGCCCUGUUUGGACUUGCCUUACGACAUAAGGACGGUGACGCCUGAUGAAGAUAAAAUUAUCAAGAAGUGUCUCACAGGUUACACACGGAGUUUCGUAAAAUGCGGCAAGAAUGAGUACGUGAUGCCCGGCGUGUUCAGAAAACAUGCGCAUGCGAUUUACAACUUGCAAGUGCGGCCUGAUGAUGUGUGGGUCAUCACUUUUCCUAGAUCAGGCACAACAUGGACGCAAGAAUUAGUUUGGCUGGUACAAAACAAUUUGGACUUCGCAGCUGCCAAACAGAAGCCUUUGUACGAAAGGUUUCCCAUGCUAGAAACGACAAUACAGAUCCCAGAAAUAGCGUUCGAACUCAUCAAAGCGAACUUCAUGAAUCUGAAAAACUUCCAAGGCUUAGGGCACGCUGUGAAGACACCGAGUUGGAAGAUAAUUGAGGACCAGACUUCUCCAAGAUUCGUGAAGACACACAUGCCACUAUCCCUGCUGCCUCCGGGGCUUCUGAAAACUGCUAAAGUGAUUUAUGUGGCGAGGGACCCGAGAGAUGUCGCCGUGUCGUAUUUCUAUUUGCACAAAAUGGUCAUGAAGAAUUUGAUGAGGAGCAAUUUCGUUGCGUUCUGGGAGGCGUUUAGGAGAGAUUUGUUACCAUGGGCUCCAAUUGUAGCGCAUACGAACGAGGCAUGGCUGAAACGGCACGAACCUAACCUGCAUUUUGUGUUCUACGAAGAUCUGAUUAAGGACCUGCCAAAAGAGAUCCGUAAGAUAUGCAAGUUCCUGGGUAAAGAGUACACAGACGAACAGUUAGACCGCCUGUCAGCACAUCUCAGCUUCGACAGCUUGAGGAAGACCAAGACUGUGAACAACAGCACGGGGGAGAAGGAAGACGAUAUACAGUUCAUACGAAAAGGUGAAGCCGGUGGCUGGAAGGCACAUUUUACCAAAGAGAUGGAGAUGCAAGCGGAAGAGUUCUUACUUGACAGACUCAGAGGGUUAGACCUGUCAUACCCGUCAUUUCCAACGAGAGAAACUACGCAUUUAUAGAAAAUAGAGGUAGUUGUAAAUAGGAAAGAAAAUAGGUUUAAUUCUAAUAGUAAGUCUGGCUAGAUAAAGAUUAAUCAGUAUUCCAAAGAAGAUUUAAUAGACAAUGGUGUUAAGACAAUUAGUUAACUUUAUGUAAUUUACAAAUUUAUUAAUAUUUAUUAGAAAAAGCAACUAAAAUAUAUUGUAUUUAUUCUUCGAGAGCGGCUCCUAAGGAUUACAAUUUUAUUUUAAGUAGUUUAAAAAUGAAAUAAAUUAAUUUACAGUGAAACACGGCCAAAAUAGAAAUAAAUAUAGGUAUGUCGUUGUUUGGAAAACACAAUACUGUACAUUUCAAAAUUCUAAAUUGAGAGAAAAAAAAUAACAGUUUUAUUGUAAAUAGAUUAUCGAAUUGAAAUAGAUACGAAUAUAUAGGUUGGGCCCAUAGAAAAUUGAAUGAAAAAACAUAAUUUUUCAGAUAACUAUGGUCGUCAUUUCUAUUAAAAAAGCGACUGGAAUCCACCAUUUUUAAUUAUUUUUUUAUUUAGAUCUCAAGCUGUUUAGAAAUACUACAUAUAUAUUAUAUUUAUUUAAAAACUAUGCCGAAAUGGUUCCUGGAUAUGCCUAUCUAUAUGGAGAUAUCAAAAUUUAUUAUUUUUAUCUUAUUUUGAUAGUGAUUGUAGAUAAUCCUAGCUUACGUGAGCAAUAUUCAGAAAUGUUUGACAAACUGAUAAAAUACAUACAUUUUAAGGUGCUAGAUAAGUGUUAUAUAAGUUAAACUGGUCUCAUGUUCAAUAAUGUUAUGUAAAAAUAUAUGAAUGACUUUCGUAUGGUACUGGAAUUCGUUCCAGAUGUAUCUAAAUGUUAAAACUGUGGGCUUGAUAAAAAAGUAUACAAAUUUACUAUUUAUGAACAUAACGAGGUGAUAUAUGUAUAUUUGUAUGUGGACCAAUGUACGUAAACUUGUUCGGAAGUUGUAUAAACGUAAUAAAGGCGAAUUCCCAAUGAAUAUGAGUAAAUAUGCUGUUCACUGUACAUAACAAAUAAUCUUGGGUACCUUGAGUUUACCAUUCAAAUUAUUUUUUGGUCUGAUAUAAACGUAUGACAGCUAAAAAUAAAAAAAAUAAAAUGACGAUUCCAAACUGCAAAGUUUAAAGUACUUACUUAAUCGCUAUUUGAGACAUCAAUGAAUCAAA
Amyelois transitella is the source of this 2246-nucleotide messenger RNA. Its product is annotated as sulfotransferase 1E1. Gene Ontology annotation, biological process: sulfation. NCBI's taxonomy places the organism in Eukaryota, Metazoa, Arthropoda, Insecta, Lepidoptera, Pyralidae. The transcript is spliced from 7 exons. Gene Ontology annotation, cellular component: cytoplasm. The coding region runs from base 37 to 1074 and encodes 345 amino acids. The record is from RefSeq and is a predicted model, not a curated record. Gene Ontology annotation, molecular function: sulfotransferase activity.